UGUGAGUGGCUGGUGAGAUAGAGGAACAUAUGACGCUGUGGUUUACUGCACUUCCUGUAAAAUUAUGCUCAACAGAAACAGCUACAUGUGAAACACAGACAAAACCUCCGGACACUAUUUCAGAAGAGUGAGAAAAAUAGAUAACUUCUUAAUCAACUCAGGAAUACUUUACCCGACUGAAUGAGAUGGCAUUCUAGGCUUGAAACACAGAAACGACCAGAGGGGCUGCCAUGGAUACCCUGACUGUCAGCAGUAUACAGCUCUCCCCAGUGAAACACUUUGAACAAAUAGUGGACAUCAGAGCAGAGAAACGUGAACACAUGCGAGGACGCAACAACGUGACUGCAUGUCGCAGCCCUACGAGAGAGUUUGACACAAGACUGAUCAAGAACGAAUUGAAGGAAAAAAGGCAACUUGAAUUUCUGAGGAGGAGAUCAGUGAGCCCAGAGCCGUGUGGUUUGACUACUACAAACUAUUAUUCUCAGGGAAAACCUUCAACAAAGACAUUUUCAAUGAAACAAUAUAGUUCAAUCAAGUCAGAGACAUUGCACGCCGAUGUCCAAAAUACUCCAACUGCUAAUGGGAGACAUACAAGGAUGAUUUUAACACCAACAAGUAGCGUAACUGAAGGCCCAAGCACCAGUAACUGGGCUUCAUUAUGGACAGAACAGGUAACACUGAUGAGGCAAGAGAAAGGCCAUGCAAGGAAGCAAACAUCUACCUCCACACCAACAAUAAAGGAAUCAAACCAGCACAGGGCCAAAAGCACAGAUAAAAGAGAGAAUAGUAUUAAUGCUCAAAAGACAAGCAUCAGAACAUUCAUCCAAGCAGAAAAGAUUCACCAAAAAUUCUCUGUCCAAACUGAAAAUAUUCUCCAAAAGAAUAUACAGCAUGAGACCAGUGUGCAGACAGAGUCUGGUCUCGUCACUGUCAAGGAGUCAGAUCUUCAGAGGUUAACAGACUACUUGCAGGAGGCCCUGUGGAGAGAGGAGGCCGUGAAGAAGAAGCUUGUCGCCCUCCAGGAGAGCACGUCAAGCCUCGUGAACUCUUCGAACAAAAUAUGGACGGCUCGCUGCAGUGAAGACUUGCUGAGAAACCAGAUCAAAGCUCUGGAGGCGCAGCUGCAAGUCUGCCUGCAGAAGUUUCCCAAGGAUGGAGUGAAGAAACUGCUGAUACAGAUGGAGAAGCAGAAACUGGUGUACGAGGAGAGGGCCCUGGUCGCAUUGCAGAAGGUCACACAGGAGAAAACUGAGGCACUCAUCAAGUCUGAGACAAUGCAGGAAGCACUAACUACGGGAAAGGCAGAGGCACUGAGGUGGCAGAGCCUUUGUAAGGAGCUGAAGCUGAGCUCUGAACAGCUUAGGGAAAACCAACACCUUUAUAAUGAACAGAUACAACAGCUGCACAGCCAAGUGGAGCUGUCCAGUACCAGAGAGGCCGAGAUGAGAGAGGAGGUGAUGUCAUUGCGACAAGAGAAGAAGGAGCUACAGUACAACAUGUGCCUGGUGGAAGAAGACAAUCAGAUUUUAAGAGAGGAAAUCCAGCACAUCAGAGUUUUCUAUCUCCUAGAUGGCAGCAAGGAGAACCAGGGCUCCAUGAUGCAGGGGCUUCUGACAUCGGAGGAAGCAGAGCCACGACUGAUGGCGAGGAGAGACUCUCAGGUGGAGGAGCAGCUCAUUCACACUCAAGACAAACUCCGGCUCAAAGAGAGAGAGUGCGAGGAGCUGCAGACGGAGCUGCAUGCCAUGGAGCAGGAGUGCCAGUCAAGCCAGGCCCGGUUGUCGCAGUGCAGAGACGAGCUCCGGCAACUCAGUCACCGCAGCAGGAGACCGACACGGCUUGGCUCCUGGUGGAAAGUGUCUAUGACCUUCCUUCUUCUCCUUGGUGUGGUGGGGGUUGCCAUGUUGUGGCUGUGGUAUCCUCCUUUCAGGGAGCAAGCUGAAGACCUAUACUCAGACAUAGAAGCACGUAUUGAAGACUAUCUCAUGGACAUGGCUUCUCCUCAACACUCUGGUUGUUUUAGACCGAUAUGAUAAUGUUAUUGCUCAGGAACAUUGUUUUUUUGUUGUUGUUUUGUUGCUUUGUUUUAAAAAACAUAGGAUGUAGUUAUAAUUUUGUAUUUCAAACAAUUUAAGACUUGGAGCUCAGAGUAUUUGUGAAAAUGUUGAGUUGAUAUGUGUAGUAGGAUGUUUGCAGAAUGUAAAGGAACACUUCCAGUGUAAAAAAGGACAAAUGUAUUUUUAAUGUACUGUAAACAGCUUGAUUGGUCAAUAUAAGCUCCUUGAAUGAUUAAAAAGCCAUUAAAAAACAUUAAAAUCCAUUAGACAAAGAGAAAACAUAGUUCUUUCAGCUGUUGCUCUAAGUAAACAAAAGAAGGGAGAGUGAGGAAAUAAAGUAAUAUUUACUAUAACCAAUGUUACUGUUGGUUGAGUUAAAAAAAAAACAUUUUAAGCUUUGUGAGUUGAAAUCAAAUAAAGUGUCACCGGUU
Molecule: messenger RNA, 2488 nt
Organism: Cyclopterus lumpus (lumpfish)
Lineage: Eukaryota; Metazoa; Chordata; Actinopteri; Perciformes; Cyclopteridae
Product: TRAF3-interacting JNK-activating modulator
Exons: 14
Coding region: 231-2033 (600 amino acids)
Source: RefSeq, a predicted model, not a curated record